AUGCAAGCAAUACAUUUAAAGAAGAAAUGCGAUCAGCAACAAGAGAAAGAACUAGGACCGAAACAAAUCGAAGUAGAUGGCUCGUUUAAUCCAGCUCUUCCCAACACCAAAGACAUAAAUACGGCAAUAUCAUUAUUACAAUCUAAAGAAGAACCCAUUUUAUUGGCAGCUGUAGAAGCUUUGUCAAAAUAUGCUAGUAAAUCGAAAGAUAACAUAAAGAUACUUUUUGAUCUCGACGUUGUGAGCAAAGUUCUUCCUGUUAUCGAACACGAGCAUUUAUUUAUUCGAAGGUUCGCUGCAAAAUUAUUGGCAGAAAUGAUAGCAGUACCAGAUGUGAUGAUCAAUUUAAUCGAAUCCGAUUAUGUGGGACAUUUUGCAAAGUUAUUAACGAACGAGAAAGAUACUUUUAUGCAAGAAUAUUUUUCUGCAAUCCUCGCGAAACUAUCCGGAGAUCCAUACGGUACCGCUCUUCUAGCGAAUCAUUGUCCAAACGUGGAUUUUCUUUUUGAAAUGAUACAGUCGUCGGAUCCAGAUGUGAAGAGGAAUAACAUGGAGAUUCUGCAUAAUUUAAUGCAGGAUCUCGUAGGUGCACGCAAUAUUUCGAAAACUAAGGGACUCAGUUUCUCUUUACUGUAUGAAAACUUUGAAUCGCCAUACCUGGAGAUUCAGCAUCUUGCACUCGAUAUACUCGCCGAUAUAAUUGCGAGGAACAGAGACGAAGAUGUACAAUCUUUAUUCCGAGAAACAAACGGCAUUAAAGUGCUACUAGAUUUUCUCGAAAAUAUUGAAUGGGUCGAUUUACAUAUUAAAGCUCUAAGAAUACUGCAUCUUGCUACCGAGAAUAUUGUAACUGCGGAUGAAUUUAUUAACGCCAGAGGUGCGUUGCAAAUAUUUAACUAUGCAAAACGUACAGUGAAUUCAAAUCUUUUUGCAGAAGUGUUUAGAAUUAUUUUGCAUGUUGCAAACACGCCAAAUGGAAGACAAGUCCUGCAUUCGUAUGAGAUUAUCGAAUAUUUGCUGGAUGCGUUGCAGCGAUCUACGCAAUCUGAUAUUGUUGAAAUUAUUUGUUUUGGAAUUGGGAAAAUGGCACUUUACAAUCCUGCCGCAAAAGAACUCACAAACAAGAAAUUUAUUAAAACUGUUUUAGAUUUAGUGAAAAAAGAAGACUUGCAAUGGUCCGCAAGAUAUGCUGCUGUUUUUGCACUUAGACAAUUAUUAACGAGUGAUAUUAGAAAUUACGAUAUUUUUUCCGACAUGCAUGGACAAGAUUAUCUACUGCAAUUAGCAAAAAACUUUGUAGAACAGGUUCCUGUAGAAACUUGCAUUCUUGCUCUUGAAGUUCUGAUUAUUAUAGCGCGUCAUCCAACAUUUAAAAACAUUUUGCUUAAUUUUGGCACUGUUGAUACAAUUUGCAUGCUUUUGGAGUCAACUUAUCCGUUUAUUGACGGACUUAAGAUUGUUUGCUGCGAUCUACUUUCUAUGCUGUGUUUGGAAAAGGAUGGAAGACAAUAUUUCCUCAAAGCGAAUGGAGUCCAACGAUUAUAUUCUCUAAUUACUAACACUCACUCGAUUUCAGUAAGAAACGCUGCAAUACAGCUCGUGCAAGUGAUUUCUGUAGACUUAGUCGCAGCAAAAAUCUUUGUGGAAAACAAGCUCCUUUCAUACAUGUUAAAUAAUCGCUCGUUUUCAAGAGUGAUUCCUUCAUGGGAUACUUGCAUAGAGACGCUUUUUAAGUCGCAUUUGCCAAUGAAAUUUGCUUUUACGGGACGCUUAACUCAAAACGAUAUUACGCAAGAUGGAUUUUACGUAUUACGAAGAAGCGUGUGUCCUUUUCCGAUAUUAGAUGAUAUCUGGCAGCUUGAAUCUUGUUCACUAGAGCCUAUUUACGUAGUAAAUUCUAUACAAUCACGAACAUUAAAUGCUUUACAAAAUAAAGAGACUGUCAGAGAAAAUACAACAUUCGGAUCAAACUUUGAACGAUUACAAUGCGAUCCACAUUUUACUGAAUACUUGGAACACUUCAAAUGUAUGAUUUUAGCAGCGGAGUCGAAAGAUGUGUUAAUAACAAAUUCUUACGUAUGACGUAAUGUGUACAGUGCAACAGACGCCGAGUUGAUAGGUGUUCCGUAUGUUCUUUCUCGUGCGAAAACGUUAGCUCGAUUUGUAGCGCGUCAAAUGUGCGGACUUGAUCCGGAGAUCGGGUGUAUCGAUCACCAGCUAGAGGUUCACUUGAAGGAAAUUAGGGAACACUUAGAAACGAACAUAAUUCCUCUUGGGCAACUUCGUGUAGGCUCCUACCUCGAACGAGCGUUGCUCUUCAAGGCAAUGGCUGAUAGAUUGUGCCUUCCAGUGGCUCUGGUGCGCGGGGAAUACGGUAUAUCAUGGGUCGAAAUAGCGCUACCUCAAGUAAUUCUUGUUAUUCGCCUUAGUGACAUAUUCUUUUUUUUUAUUGCACCAUUUCGUUUCAUUGAGCUUCUUGCAGAUGAAAGACUCAGAUGGAUGGAAAACAGAAAAUAUGUAUUUGAAGGAUUAUGGAUCAAAGGGUUUUCCAAUGAAACUUAUAAAGCCAAAUUUUAUUGUUGAUUUGAUGGAUUCGCCAGGGGAUUUGAUCCCGGUUGGGAGUCAUCGCGCGAAAUUAUAUUGCACGAAAAAAAUGUGCAAUAAAAUGUGUUACCACUGAGAAUUGAAUUACAUAAUUGGUUUUAUAGAGUUUUAUUUAGCUUAUCUGUGUAGUUAUAAAAUUUAUAUUCCAAUAAAAAAAUGUUUUCUUAAAUAUAUAUAUUAUCUCUGUUAGAUAUGUAUAUUAUUUUGUAAAUAUAGAAACAUAAGACGAAAAUAAAACAGCUUGAUACA
This is a messenger RNA of Ooceraea biroi (clonal raider ant), 2853 nucleotides long. Its product is annotated as armadillo repeat-containing protein 3. The record is from RefSeq and is a predicted model, not a curated record. Lineage: Eukaryota; Metazoa; Arthropoda; Insecta; Hymenoptera; Formicidae.